AUGUUUAAUUUUAAUAGAAAUAACAAUACUAGUAAUAAUGCUGGUAAUUCAUUUUCGACAACAUCAUCAUGGAUGAGUAAUAGUACAUCAUCAUCGUCAAAUGGUGUAGGAAGUGUAGGAGGUUUUACUUUUAAUACCAACAAGCCAAACACCAACACCACUACUGGAACUUCUUCUCUGGGAUUCGCAACAAAUUCCUUCUCUACUAAUAAUAAUACCAGUGGUGCUUCCACCAAUGGAUUUACUUUUAAUACUUCUGGUAAUAACAACACAAAUAAUACUAUGUUUCCUAAUAAUAAUAAUACAUUGGGAAGUGGUGCUUCUAUUGGUAACAGCAUGUUCUCUACUGUUGCUACUACUACUAAUAAUAAUAACAAUAAUAGCAUGUUCAAUACCAAUCCAUUCACCACCACUAAUAACAACACCAACAGCAUUACCACGAAUAAUAAUAACACUACAAUUCCUUCGUCAUCAUUUGCUGCCAAUAGUAAUCCGUUCACUUUUAAUUCUUCAGCAACAAGUGGUUUUCCAUCAUUCUCCAAUAAUAACAACAACAAUACUCUGAAUAACAACAAUGGUAAAUUAACAUCUUUCCCUUCCUUUGUACCAACACCUUUCACUACUACCUCUGGAGAAAAGGUUAAAUACUACAGCUUGACCAAGAUGGAUCACUACAAGAAUAAGUCAUUCGAGGAAUGUAGACACGAUUAUUUAAGUGCUCAAAAGAAUGGUACUCUUCCACAAACAACAUUAUCAACCUCCACAACAGCAACUACUGGAACUAAUUGGUUGAAUUCUAGUACCAACAAUACUACUACUGCCAAUAACACUAAUAAUUCCACAUGGUCAAUGCCAUCAAUUUCAACAAAUAAUUCUGUAAAUAAUUCCAACCCUGCAUUCAAUUUUGGAUUGAAUAGUUCUACCAAUAAUAACAGUAAUACACUUGGUAGUAAUAAUAGUCUCGGAAGUGGAUGGUUGUCAAAUAGCAAUAAUAAUAAUACCAGCUCAAUGUUUAAUAACAACACAAAUAACAAUACCACUGGUAAUAAUAUGUUUGCAAGUGGUAAUAAUUCAUUGAUGGGAAAUAACACUGCUACCAAUACUACAAACAAUAAUAGCAUGUUCUCUUCUGGUUUCAACCCAACAGCAACAAGUGGAACAUCCAAUUUUAAUUUUAGUAAUGGUACUAGUGGAACAGCAACUAAUAAUUCCACAUUCACUUUUCCUUCAACAGCCAAUUCCAACACAGCCCAACCAUCCAUGCUCAAUCUUGGCAAUUCUACAAAUAAUAAUAACAAUACUUCCAGCAUGUUCAAUCUUGCUACUUCUACUAAUAAUACUUCGAGUCAACCUUCUCAACCAUUCACUUGGAAUGUAUCAUCAAGCAAUUUGACAUCUAGCAAUCCUACAACAAACUUUAUGUCAUCUUCCUUCCAACCUUCAACAACCAGUGGAUCUAAUUUCAAUUUUACGAAUACAAUGACUGGAGCUAAUUCAAUUACUAACAAUAUGAUGUCAACAGCAACUGCUCCAAUUAAUACAGAUGCAACAUUACUUUCUGUAUUGAAUCAACCAUAUGGUGAAAAUUCUCUCUAUGAUGAAAAGUAUCAACCAUCAUGUGGUGUGUUCAAGUUGGAUACUGAGGAUGAAUCAACAAAAGAUGAUACCACCACAAAGGAAUCUACUUCAAACUUUGUUUCUAGACCAAGAUUGGGAAAGGUCAAAAGGUCAACUCUCGCAGAAAAACUCACACUCAUCAAUACUCAAGCACAAAUUGAGGAAAAGAAACAAACACAAGAAAAUUUAUUUGAUGAUCUUGCAUUUAGACACAAGAAUAGCUUGAAGGAGUUGACCAUCUUUCCAAACAAUGUCUUUAAGAAGUAUGAAAAGCCAAUUGAUCAUUCUGUUGAAGAUAGAGUCAUUGUUAAUGAAGAAAGAAUCAGUAAUACAAUUGUUGUCAAGACAACAUCACAUCAAUCGCAACAACGUAGAGCCUCUCCUCCAUCAAAUACUGAUCUCGUAAAGCCAAAACCAAUCAAGGGAAUGAUUUUCCAAGAUGCUGUAGAACUCCAUACAAAGAAGGAACAAGUAACAGUUCCAAAAUUCUUGCCAAAGCUUACCAAGGAAGGAUAUUACACAAUUCCUUCAAUGAAAGAAUUAAGCAUGAUGAGCACUGCUGAUUUGAAACAUUGCAGAAACUUUACUGUUGGAAGAUAUGGCUAUGGAGAAAUUCAAGUAUUGGGAAAUCUUGAUUUAACAAAGGGACUUGAUUUGGAUCGUAUUAUUUGUGAAAUUGAACAACAUCACGUUGACUUGUACAGUAAUCACUCACCAAAUGAAAAGCCACCUGUUGGAUCUGAAUUGAAUAGACCUUGCAUUAUUACUCUCUUCAAUGUUCAUCCAUCACAAAACAACAAGUCAACAUCAACACCACAUGAAAAGAUUACUCAAUUCCAAGCCAAACUUAAGAAGGCAAACCAAAAGACUGGAAGUGAAUUUAUCAAUUAUUCUAAUGGUGAAUGGAUUUUCAAGGUUAGCCAUUUCUAA
Naegleria gruberi is the source of this 2547-nucleotide messenger RNA. Its product is annotated as nucleoporin autopeptidase family protein. Gene Ontology annotation, cellular component: nuclear pore; nuclear pore cytoplasmic filaments. Gene Ontology annotation, molecular function: structural constituent of nuclear pore. Gene Ontology annotation, biological process: RNA export from nucleus; post-transcriptional tethering of RNA polymerase II gene DNA at nuclear periphery; protein import into nucleus. Bases 1 to 2547 code for a protein of 848 amino acids. The record is from RefSeq and is a predicted model, not a curated record. NCBI's taxonomy places the organism in Eukaryota, Heterolobosea, Eutetramitea, Acrasida, Naegleriidae. The transcript has a single exon.